This is a messenger RNA of Hermetia illucens (black soldier fly), 1994 nucleotides long. It is a transcript of the gene fbl, whose product is annotated as pantothenate kinase 3. The record is from RefSeq and is a predicted model, not a curated record. Gene Ontology annotation, molecular function: ATP binding; pantothenate kinase activity. Gene Ontology annotation, biological process: coenzyme A biosynthetic process. Bases 549 to 1721 code for a protein of 390 amino acids. Gene Ontology annotation, cellular component: nucleus; cytosol. The transcript is spliced from 8 exons. NCBI's taxonomy places the organism in Eukaryota, Metazoa, Arthropoda, Insecta, Diptera, Stratiomyidae.
GUGCAAUCUGAACUGUCAAGUGUGAAAUCAGUGCGGUCAUCAGAUUUUCCCAUUGGAAAUUUCGUUUUCCUGACUUCAUUCUAACGUCUCGAUCGCGCAAAGUGCCUAGCCCAACACUAUUCACAUUAAGAGUUAUAUGUUCAUUUAUCAGUUUAUACCAAUAUAUGUCUAUUCGUGAUUUAGACGAUUUAGAAGUUUGAGUGCACCUUUGGAUUGCUGGCAAUUUGCGGGAGGGCAAGUGGAUAUUUGUACCUUGCACGAGAGCGAAACGAUGAUCAUUGAUAUUUGCAAGAAACAGAUUAGAUAAACAAUUUUCGUAUUGCCUAUUACGCCCGAUAUAGGUCUACGAUAAACAUUCGACAGUGAGACGAAAGCACUUGAGCGAUAUAUUCCGUAGUUAGUGACCCAGAAAGUUUGCCUUAGGCUCGCAUUCGUUUCUAAUAAGUUUUUCUUGAUGAAUUGACCGCAGUGUGCCGCAGAAGUUAUAUUAAUUGUGUAUUUUUUGUUGUGAUUGUCGUUUGUAUUUAUUUAUUCAAUUCACCACAAAGAUGGACCGUGCAGAGGGAGCUAGCGUUAAGACGAAAGUUCGCAAAGCUAUGCCAUGGUUUGGCAUGGAUAUCGGUGGUACACUGACAAAAUUAGUGUAUUUUGAACCCAAAGACAUCGCAACAGAUGAACUAGACCAAGAAGCAAGAAUUCUAAGAAAUAUUAGAAGAUAUUUGACGAAAAAUUCGGCGUAUGGGAAAACCGGUCAUAGGGAUACACAUUUACAGCUGGACAAUAUUGAAAUUCGAGGGCGGACAGGCUCUUUACAUUUUAUCCGAUUUCCAACAUCGGAGAUGGGAAACUUUUUAAAUCUUGCCAAAGCAAAGGGGAUGGCUCAGCUUGUGACGACAGUCUGCGCAACAGGUGGAGGUGCAUUUAAAUUUGAAAAUAAUUUUAAGGAGGAGGUUAAUAUGAAAUUAGCGAAAUUUGACGAAUUAGAUACAUUAAUUAAGGGAAUACUUUUUGCUGAAAUCCAAAACCCAACCGAAUGCUACUACUUUGAGAAUGCUAGUGAUAUUAAUAAAAGUGAGAAGAAAGCAUUUGACUUCUCCCAGCCAUACCCCUUCAUAUUAGUUAAUGUUGGGUCUGGGGUGUCAGUACUGGCAGUUUACGGCCCAGAUAAUUUUAGACGGAUAUCAGGUACUAGUUUAGGUGGUGGAACAUUCCUUGGACUAUGUUGCUUGCUUACUGGCUGCAAUACAUUUGAGGAGGCCAUCCAGCUUGCAACACGGGGCGAUCAUACAAAAGUUGAUAAAUUGGUCAGGGACAUCUACGGCGGAGAUUAUGAUCGAUUCGGUUUGAAUGGCGAUUUAGUUGCGGCAAGCUUUGGACAAAUGAAUUUGAAGGAGAAACGAACCAGCGUGACCAAGGAAGAUCUCGCUAAUGCCACACUUGUAACAAUCACAAAUAACAUCGGCUCAAUAGCAAGAAUGUGUGCCAGCAAUGAGAAAAUCGACAAAGUUGUAUUUGUUGGAAACUUUUUACGUGUUAAUCCCAUAUCAAUGAAACUGCUAGCCUACGCUAUGGACUAUUGGUCAAAAGGUACACUUAAGGCACUUUUCUUGGAGCAUGAAGGCUACUUUGGUGCCUUGGGAUGUCUUCUACAAUUCAAUGGGGAACUGUCAGCCGCACUUAAUGAAGCAGAAGCGAAAAAGAACACCGCGCCAGAAUCUUAAUCUAAUUUUUGUUGACUGUGUUGAAUGUUAUUUCCAAUCUGUUUUUCUUUUUAAGAACAUGGUUCAAAUAUCUUUUUAUACGAUUCUGUAUAAAUUUUUAUAUUUUGAUAUUUUUACUGAAAUUAUUCCAUCUUUUUAAGUAAAAUGUUGCGGACGGAUGAAACUUUAUAAAAAAUCUCUCUCUUUCCUUUUUAUUUUGGUGCUAUGAGCUUUGGACUAGUUUAGAAAUUCUUUAAAUAAAUCUGGUGCUUUGAGAGCACAAGUAUUAUGUGA